AGAAAAUGCAACUUCGUAUAUUAUCAAAUGUAACUCGAAGAAUCAAAACAAACAAACUCAAUAUCUUAAAAACUUCUAAAAACAAACUCAAUAUUAACUUGAAAUAAAUAGAAAAGUAAAUUACAUUAAUAAAAAUGUAAGUUGAACCAAAUCAAAUUGUAAGUUGUAUAAUAUGUAUAUACUCUAUACGCGUAUAAAAUUGCAUCUUUGCUUCUCUUCAAAUACUCUGUAGAUGUAUCAAUUUAAUUAGUGGGAUGCUUUUUACUUUUGUUGGAUGAGUAAAUAGACAUCAGCAAACCUCUCGCGACAAAAGGAGCCCGUCAUCAUCGUUGGUGAAACACAAGGGCAAGCGGCUGGAGCCUGGAUGGAUCUCAAUCCGGAAUUCGAUUCAGCAGUCAACAAUUCUGUUGCUACAAUAUCUGCUAAUAUUAAUAGCAUCACAGUGCUUAAUAGCAUGAAUUUUAAGGAAUGGAAAGAGAACAUUAUGAUUGUUCUCGGUUGCAUGGAUCUAGACCUUGCACUUCGGACUGAGAAACUCAUCGCUCUUAAGGACACAUCUACUCUUGAUGAAAAGAGGGAGAUGCUGAUGUGGGAACAACGCUCAAACCGCGUGAGUCUAAUGAUCAUGAAACUUGCAAUUUUAGAAUCAUUCAGGAGCACGAUGUGUGAUGAGGCUGAUGCCAAAUUGUUCCUUGGCGAACUUGAAAAGCGUUUUGCUAAAAACGAAAAGGCGGAAAGUAGUACUCUUUUAAGCACUCUUGUUUCCAUGAAGUAUAAAGGCAAAGAGAACAUAAGGGAGUACAUUUUGGAAAUGUCUCACAUUUUUUCAAAAUUAAGUGUACUAAAGCUUGUUUUAC
Messenger RNA from Cuscuta europaea, 857 nucleotides. The record is from the annotation of a GenBank genome assembly. NCBI's taxonomy places the organism in Eukaryota, Viridiplantae, Streptophyta, Magnoliopsida, Solanales, Convolvulaceae.